AUGUAUGGUGAUCGGGAGCAUGUGCUGUUGAUUUUCAUGAUUUUAGCAUUAAAUGAAAGAAAAUGGUACACGAAAACGUUAUCUUGGUCAUUUCGAGAUCCGUUCCAUCUUUUCAAAAACGACCAAAAAUUUGUCAUUGUUAAGGACGUUUUGUGGCAAGCUUUCGAUAAAUGGUCAAAGUCAUCUAGAGGUGCUUUAGUAUUCAAAAAUCGAUCCCCUUCGAACUAUAUUUCAAUGAAUGUUGGCGCAAAUCUAGAUAUUUUCUUUGCCAAGUAUGCACAUGGUGAUAAGGAGUCAUUUGAUGGAGCUGGUGGCAUUGUAGCACAUUCAGGGUAUCCUACCGAUGGUAUCAUUCAUUUCGAUGGUUCUGAAUUUUGGUCAAUUGAUGGCCGUUAUGGCCUUGACCUCCGUUAUGUUGCAUUACAUGAAAUUGGCCAUGCUCUUGGACUCAGGCAUUCUAACGAUCCGAAAGCAAUCAUGAAUCCUUACUACAAUGAUCAGAUGAAAAAUGAUCUCGAACUUGGAGAAGAUGAUAUUUUUGCUAUCAGAAAACUUUAUGGAACUUGA
Thelazia callipaeda (thelaziosis nematode) is the source of this 567-nucleotide messenger RNA. The record is from the annotation of a GenBank genome assembly. NCBI's taxonomy places the organism in Eukaryota, Metazoa, Nematoda, Chromadorea, Rhabditida, Thelaziidae.